GUUACAUAUCUCAUGGCGGCCAUCUAUCCUUUCUUCGAGGGUGUUUCAUCUGCAGCCUAACUCAUCAACAAUUUAGAUUCAUGCACUCAAAACAAUUAAAGUUUCCACCUUUUUCCCAGUUGCAGUCCUCUUGACCCUUUUUCACUUUCCAUCAAGAAUUUAGGGUUUGGUUUCUGCAUCCUGGGACAUGAACACUUGAUGUUUUUUCAACUGUUUUUCUCACUAAUUCACCUAAAGAUUCAAUCUUUUGAUUCUGGGUAUUAACCCAUUUUCAGUUUCUUGAAUCUUGACCCCUUAUCUGAUGUUUUUCAAGCUUCUUGCUCACUAAUUCACCAAAAGAUUCAGUCUUUUGAUUCUGGGUAUUAACCCAUUUGCAGUUUCUUGAAUCUUGAUCUCUUAUCACUUUCUUUCAAGAAUUUGAAUCUUGCUACAAGUGGGCACAUAAAAAUCUGAUGUUUUUCAAGAUUCUUGCUCACUAAUUCACCAAAAGAUUCAGUCUUUUGAUUCUGGGUAUUAACCCAUUUUCAGUUUCUUGAAUCUUGAUCUCUUAUCACUUUCUUUCAAGAAUUUGAAUCUUGCUGCAAGUGGGCUCAUAAAAAUCUGAUGUUUUUCAAGCUUCUUGCUCACUAAUUCACCAAAAGAUUCAAUCUUUACAUCUGGGUAUUAACAAUCAUGGAGAAACAGAUCAGUUUCAGGUUAGGAAAGAUGGAAAAACAGCAAAGUUUUCGGGUUUCCGCCAUGGAAAAACAGAAGAGUUUUCGAAUAUCCAUGGGGAGACAGAUGAGUUUUGGUGUUGACAGAAAAAAAGCUAAAGAUUCACCUGGAAAAAGAGGUGAUUCUGUGCUUCAUUUAGCUUGUAGAGGAGGUAAUCUAUCAAAAGUUAUAGAAAUUCUUCAAAGUCUUGGGCUUGAUGCAUUGUCAAAACAAAAUCAAGAAGGGGAGACUCCUCUUUAUGUUGCUGCAGAGAAUGGGCAUGUUCAUGUUGUGGGUCAGUUUUUGAAGCAUCUUGAUCUUCAAACUGCUUCCAUUGCUGCCAAUAAUGGUUAUGAUCCAUUUCAUAUUGCUGCAAAACAGGGGCAUUUAGAAGUUUUGAGGGAACUUUUGAAUUCGUUUCCGAAUCUCGUUAUGACGACGGAUUCUUCAAAUUCAACCGCUUUACACACGGCUGCAGCUCAAGGACACGUAGACGUGGUCAACCUGCUUCUUGAUGCCGAUUCAAAUCUUGCGAAAAUAGCAAGAAACAACGGUAAAACCGUGCUGCAUACUGCUGCAAGAAUGGGUCAUUUGGAAGUGGCGAAAUCGGUGUUGAAUAAGGAUCCAAGUAUCGGUUUUAGGAAUGAUAAGAAAGGUCAAACCGCUCUUCAUAUGGCAGUUAAGGGCCAAAAUAUGGAUAUGGUGGUUGAAUUGAUUAAACCUGAUCCAACUGUUUUGAGUUUGGAAGAUAACAAGGGGAAUACAGCCCUCCAUAUUGCAACUAAAAAAGGCCGUACUAAGAUUGUGAAAUGCUUGGUAUCAUUUGAGGACCUCAACGUCAACGCAGUCAACAAGGCUGGAGAGACACCUCUCGACAUUGCAGAAAACGUGAAAAUAACAGAAUUGAUUAAUAUCUUAAAAGAAGCGGGAGCGGCUCACUCUAAGGACUAUGGUAAACCGCCUAGUGCCGCCAAGCAACUCAAGCAAACAGUCAGCGACAUAAAACACGACGUUCAAUCCCAAAUCCGACAGACCCGUAAUACAGGAUUUCGUGUUCGCAAGAUCGCAAAGAAGGUGAAAAAGCUCCACAUCAGCGGGCUUAACAACGCGAUAAAUUCCGCCACUGUUGUUGCGGUUCUUAUAGCCACAGUUGCUUUUGCAGCCAUUUUCACUAUCCCGGGCCAAUACGUUGAGGAGAAAAAAGACGGGUUUACCCUCGGGCAAGCGAAUAUAGCUACAAACGCUGCGUUUAUUAUGUUCUUUUUGUUCGACAGUUUAGCACUCUUCAUCUCAUUGGCGGUUGUGGUGGUUCAAACAUCUAUUGUGGUGAUUGAAGAGAAGGCGAAGAGACAGCUUAUGUUUGUGAUUAACAAGCUUAUGUGGUUGGCAUGUCUUUUUAUCUCGAUCGCGUUUAUUUCGUUGACUUAUGUGGUUGUUGGGUCCCACGAGAGGUGGCUUGCCAUUUACGCUACUGUGAUUGGUGCCACGGUUAUGUUGACCACGAUCGGGUCAAUGUGUUAUUGUGUCGUGAGGCAUCGGCUGGAGGAAACUAAAAUGAGGAACAUAAGACGAGCCGAAACGAAUUCGCAUUCGUAUUCAAUGUCGAUGGCAUCGGAUCCUGAGAUUUACAGUGAGAAAUACAAGAGAAUGUAUGCUGUCUAAAAGAAAUCGGGUUCAUGGGUAUUUCUGGAAUUAUGGUUAUCGACGGGUCUAAAAGAAACCGAGAGGUCAACACAGACAAGAAAGUCGGAUGACUACUACCGGUUGUCCUUCAUGUGAGUUUAUUCAACUUUUUCUGUAAUAAAUUCUAGUUAUACGAACGUCUAUGUUUGUAUAUAUAUAAUCUAUAGUACACAAUUUCAUUGCAGGAAAAGUUCUGUUCA
Molecule: messenger RNA, 2576 nt
Organism: Helianthus annuus (common sunflower)
Lineage: Eukaryota; Viridiplantae; Streptophyta; Magnoliopsida; Asterales; Asteraceae
Product: ankyrin repeat-containing protein At5g02620
Exons: 3
Coding region: 673-2355 (560 amino acids)
Cellular component (GO): plasma membrane
Molecular function (GO): protein phosphatase regulator activity; protein phosphatase 1 binding
Source: RefSeq, a predicted model, not a curated record